AUGGUAAAAUCAAAAAAGAGAGCAGCAUCAGCAAAUAUAGAAAGAGGGCCAGUUAAAGCUCCAAAAAGACAAGACAAAAUUGAUAAAGAAAAUGAAGAGAGUCUAUUUGAUAAUUUGGAUGAAGAAAUGGAUCCUAAAGAAUUAGAACACGUCUUGAAACAAGUAGAUGAAGAUGAUGAUUCUAUAGUGGACACUUUUAUGGAUGAAAUUGAAGAUCAAAAUACAGAAGAAGAAGAAGAAAAAGAUAAUAAUAAUGAUGAUGAUAUGCCUCAAAAGGACAAGACAAGCUCUGAGCGAUUCAGAGAUUUAUUUAUGACUAAAAUAACUCAAGCAUUUAGUACAGACUUGGAUCAAAUCAGACAGGAACCUGGAUUAGAUGGUCCUCGUUUGAACGUAUUGAUUGAUUCAUUAGAAUCUGGUAUUGAUAUAUUUUCUUCAAUAGAAAAAGAAAUUGUAUUGGCAGAUGAAGAAAAGACGAGUAGUAGUUUGUAA
Rhizopus microsporus ATCC 52813 is the source of this 492-nucleotide messenger RNA. RefSeq lists its product as uncharacterized. The coding region runs from base 1 to 492 and encodes 163 amino acids. The transcript has 3 exons. Gene Ontology annotation, cellular component: preribosome, large subunit precursor. The record is from RefSeq and is a predicted model, not a curated record. Gene Ontology annotation, biological process: ribosomal large subunit assembly. NCBI's taxonomy places the organism in Eukaryota, Fungi, Mucoromycota, Mucoromycetes, Mucorales, Rhizopodaceae.